This is a messenger RNA of Drosophila suzukii, 1371 nucleotides long. It is a transcript of the gene Rab30, whose product is annotated as RAS oncogene family member Rab30. The record is from RefSeq and is a predicted model, not a curated record. Gene Ontology annotation, cellular component: Golgi cisterna; trans-Golgi network. Lineage: Eukaryota; Metazoa; Arthropoda; Insecta; Diptera; Drosophilidae. Gene Ontology annotation, molecular function: GTP binding; GTPase activity. Gene Ontology annotation, biological process: vesicle-mediated transport; Rab protein signal transduction.
GUGCUGAUCGGGCAACACAGAUACCAUCACAUCGAAAAGCAGCAAAAUUCUGUUGGUAAACAUACGCAAGAAGAAGUCGAAGUCUGGCAAAUUAAUGCGCCAGCAUGCAAGCGCAACCAGUUGAUUGCAAUUCCCUGGAUAUAGUGAACCUGGCGGAAACCUUCUGAAUGGAUUCACAGCCGAUUCGCAGUGAGAAGCGAGAAAUAAGCACCUGCAGUUGCUGUUGAGUCAUCAGCUUUUAGCCAAAUAGCCAAAAAAAAACAAGGCCAGCAGUCGUUAGAACCACCCAACCUGCUGACCAGGUAGGACGACAAAGGUAGCCCCAGGUGAGCCACAGGUGAGAGGCGUAGUCUUCGACGAGGAUGGCGUAAGCCGAUCCAACGAGCCACCAACACCCCAUCGCCAAAUAAUCAGCGCGCACAUACACACACGCACACCACCCCAGCCCAGUAACCCCAAAAACCAACCCAUUGCGGCACUAGCCCCAAUGGAGGACUACAAGUUCCUGUUCAAAAUCGUCCUGGUGGGCAAUGCGGGCGUGGGCAAGACCUGCCUGGUGCGCCGCUUCACCCAGGGCCUGUUUCCGCCUGGGCAGGGAGCCACCAUCGGCGUGGACUUCAUGAUCAAGACGGUGGAGGUGGAGGGCGAGAAGAUCAAGCUGCAGAUCUGGGACACUGCCGGCCAGGAGCGUUUCCGCUCCAUCACGCAGAGCUACUAUCGAUCAGCCCACGCCCUGAUCCUCGUCUACGACAUCAGCUGCCAACCCACGUUCGACUGCCUGCCCGAUUGGCUGCGCGAGAUCCAGGAGUAUGCGAACUCCAAGGUGCUCAAGAUUCUGGUGGGGAACAAGACGGACCGGGAUGACCGCGAAAUACCCACCCAGAUUGGCGAGGAGUUUGCCAAACAACACGACAUGUACUUCCUGGAGACGUCCGCCAAGGAGGCGGAGAACGUGGAGCGGCUGUUCUACGAGAUAGCCGCCGAAUUGAUUGGACAGGCCAGGAGCAAGGAUGGCAGUGGUUCGGCUGCGGCGGCGGCCGCCCAGCGCCAGUCGGAGGGCAGCUCCAUCGGGCUGGGGAGCUUCAGUGCCAAGGCAGCGCAGAGCAAUUGCUGCGGCGGACUCGCCAGCGGCGGUGGCGGCGGCUCCAACUCUAGUCAAGUGGGUUGAGCUGCAAACUGGACUGGAAACUGAGCAGCUACUCUAUAAAUAGUUAAGGACUAAUCGUGAUAUUUCAUUGAUUUUUUACCAUCAAGCUCCUCUAUUCUAACACCUAUUUUUCAUUUGUCAAACGACCUUGAUUACCGAUUAUCACGAUUAAGAUUACAUCUGAGGUGAAUAUACCUCAUGUUGAUGAUUUAAUACCUUAACUU